Molecule: messenger RNA, 339 nt
Organism: Blepharisma stoltei
Lineage: Eukaryota; Ciliophora; Heterotrichea; Heterotrichida; Blepharismidae
Source: the annotation of a GenBank genome assembly
AUGGAAAAAGCUUCAGAGAACAAACUUUCUAGUUACUUUGUACCUCUAACCCAAGACCAAAUCAAAAAUGAAGACGAGAAUAUCGAUUAUUACGACGAGUAUUGCAAACUUUAUGUGUACAAUUUAUUGUUAAAACAAAAAAUUGAUGAGCUUGCAGUUGAGAAAGACCGCUUUCAAAAAAGACUUUCAAACCUUGAAGAAAGCCUGUCAAAUGGUAAGAAAAAAAGACAUAGGCGAACUGCGGAUAAAAUUGAAAGGCAUUAUACCUGCCCAAUAUGUGGGAAAUCUUAUGGGUCAGAAGCUUCGGUAAAUAACCAUGUCAAGCUUAAACAUUCUUAA